This is a messenger RNA of Chironomus riparius, 1515 nucleotides long. The record is from the annotation of a GenBank genome assembly. Lineage: Eukaryota; Metazoa; Arthropoda; Insecta; Diptera; Chironomidae.
AUGGAUGAGUUUAAGGAUCGAAUGUCAUCACUUAUAUUUAAUUUAACGGACACAACUAGACAUCACCAUACGAUCAAUAGCAUUAAUUACAAUUAUUCAACAAUUACUGAGGUGACAACAUCACCUGCGUUGUCAUCAUUAGCAUCACCAUCAUCAAUAUCAUUGUCCUCAUCGACAUCACAAAUUGCAAGUAUAAUCUUAGCGAAUUUAACGUCAGUAGCAGCAGCAGCAGUCAUCACAACAUCGCCAGCUUCAUCAACAAGUCGUUUUAGAAUUUUAAACAGCACAAUUGCACCGUAUCCGUCACUUGCUGAAAUUACAUCAUCGUCAUUCGCAUCGUCAACGUCAUUUAGCACCACAACGACGGUGUUAAAUGACAUUAAUGGCGAUGAGAAUGACGACGAUGGUACAGCAAACCAAAUUACUGUCCAAACAAUUCUAAUCAGUAUUAUAUUAUUAGCUGUAAUAUUAGGUACUAUAAUUGGUAAUAUAUUAGUAUGCGUAGCUGUGUGUUUAGUACGUAAGUUGAGAAGACCAUGUAAUUAUUUAUUAGUGUCAUUAGCUGUAUCAGAUUUAUGUGUAGCAGUGCUAGUUAUGCCGACGGCACUCAUGUAUGAGGUGCUUCACGAGUGGCGUUUCGGUACAUUUUUCUGUGAUGUUUGGGUUAGCUUCGAUGUGCUCUCAUGCACAGCGUCAAUUCUUAAUUUAUGUGCAAUAUCCGUUGAUCGAUAUUGGGCAAUAACAAAGCCAUUGGAAUAUGGCGUUAAACGAACGCCACGUCGAAUGAUGUUAUGUGUUUUCCUUGUGUGGCUUGGUGCUGCCUGCAUUUCACUUCCACCGCUUCUCAUUCUCGGUAAUGAGCAUCAAAUUGACGGACGACCCGAGUGUGUCGUUUGUCAAAGUUUCGGUUAUCAAAUUUAUGCCACCUUCGGUUCCUUUUACAUCCCAUUAGCUGUCAUGUUAUUCGUUUAUUAUCAAAUAUUUCGUGCCGCACGACGGAUAGUUAUGGAUGAGAAGCGUGCACAAACCCGUCUCGAGGGUGCAUUAAAUGGCGUACCGCAACAAACAACCACAACAACCACACAAGAGAAACCGAUAAAUGCAAUUGGAUCGCCCCACCAAAAGAAAUUAAGAUUUCAAUUAGCCAAAGAGCGUAAAGCGUCAACCACAUUAGGCAUAAUUAUGUCAGCAUUUACCGUAUGUUGGCUUCCAUUUUUCAUAUUAGCAUUGGUUAAACCAAUCACUGGUGAAGAGUAUCAUACACUAUCAUCAGUAUUCCUAUGGUUAGGUUAUGCAAAUAGUCUCUUAAAUCCAAUUAUUUAUGCAACACUCAAUCGUGAUUUUCGUAAGCCAUUUCAAGAGAUUUUAUAUUUCCGUUGUUCAAGUCUUAACAUAAUGAUGCGUGAAGAUUUCUAUCAUAGUCAAUACGGUGAUCCACAUUCUCAGCGUGUUGUUGUCAAUACAGAAAUCACACAGCACAAUUCUAAUCAGGGCGCGCGCGAAAGCUUUCUUUGA